Messenger RNA from Macrosiphum euphorbiae (potato aphid), 1137 nucleotides. NCBI's taxonomy places the organism in Eukaryota, Metazoa, Arthropoda, Insecta, Hemiptera, Aphididae. The record is from the annotation of a GenBank genome assembly.
AUGUCCCACAGUCAUUUUUUAACCAAAGAAAACUUUCCCAGCUUUUGUAAGAAGUUGUCCGAACUGGAGUGGACAAUGGAUUCAACAUGUACGGAAAAACCUGAAUCUUCAUCUCCUGCUUAUUCUUUUUUGCCAACGGCCCGAAAUGUACCCAAAAGUGAUUAUCAUCCUAAAGAAUCCUACCAACGUUUUUUAAUUGAUUCUAAUGAAGACAACACUUUAAUUGAAAAAUAUCUGAAACAAGAAUGUGACACUUAUAAGUUGUUUGGUGGUCCACCAAUUAAUCCGUUAUUUACUGAUGAAGGACGUGGUUCUAGUAUUGAAGAUUCUCCAAAGUCAUUUUCAUAUUUUUCAAAAACGAAUUGCUCUUACAUGGAUAAAAGUAUUUGGGCACAAGAUUCUGGUAACGAUAGCUGGCCUGAUGCUUUUUUGCCAUUGGAUAUUAAAGAAGAAACCACAUGGAAAGAAUUGAAUACUGAAAUCAAAAAGGAGCCAAUGUCAUGGGCAGUUAUACAGCGUCCGGCCAAAGAAGAUAAAUUCAAACCCAUUAAUCAAUUGGUUGAUGCUGGUGCAGCAAUUUUUCCAGAUGGCUCACAAUUUGAAAUUGAUCUAUCAUAUGAAGCAUUUGACGCUGUUGAAGUUGAAGGGAAAUUAUACAUUGGUAAAGAUGAAUUUAGGCGUACAGAUGAUGGAUUGUUGUAUAAAGUCUGUAAUCAAGAUAAAGGUACUCAAACGGACAGUUGGGAUGAUGAUGAAAAUGUUUUAGUAACACGUACUGCUAGACGACAUUACCAUUUUCCUAUAUUCCAGAAUUGGCACACAUCUCAAUCAGGCGAUAACCAAGAUCUGCUUAGUGAUUUUUUUAAUCCACAGCGUGCACGUGAAGUCAGAGGUGACAUGGAUGAUAGACCUCAAAUGGUAGAUAUGCUUCGCAACAUUAUGGGUAUGCAACAUAUUUGGGAUAAGCCAACUAUGUGCAAUGAAAUUGAUGCUUAUCCAGAACAAAACUUGUACAUACCAACAACAUGCAAUGAAUUGGCUGCUACCUACACAAUAUUGCAGUCAGAUAGUGGUUCAGAAAGUUCAGAUGAUAUAGACAAUAACUGUGGUACACUAUUCCGUAAUUCAAGAACUUAA